Molecule: messenger RNA, 2179 nt
Organism: Thermothelomyces thermophilus ATCC 42464
Lineage: Eukaryota; Fungi; Ascomycota; Sordariomycetes; Sordariales; Chaetomiaceae
Exons: 4
Coding region: 298-1629 (443 amino acids)
Biological process (GO): fructose 2,6-bisphosphate metabolic process; fructose metabolic process
Cellular component (GO): cytosol
Molecular function (GO): fructose-2,6-bisphosphate 2-phosphatase activity; 6-phosphofructo-2-kinase activity; ATP binding
Source: RefSeq, a predicted model, not a curated record
CCAUUGUUUCAUUCCCGCCGUGCCUCGCUGCUUCGACGCGCGGCGACAGCGCCAAAGGUGUGACGUCGGAAGUGGGAGAGCUCCCCUCUCAAUAGCCCACUAUCGCCAACCGCCUUCUCGGCCCGCAGCCGGUGGCCCACGAAGCGCUCACGCCAUCAACAUCUACGCACGCUCCCCGCUGACAUCUCCGGCUCUGCGCUGUUCCUCGGCCCCAAUCAGGCUGCUACAUGUCUCGAUCACCUAUCCUGCCCUCCUCCGCCUCCAGAACGUUGCUACAGCGGCUGUCGCUCAGCAAAGAUGGCUCCAAAGAUUAACGGCACUGGCGUCAUGCCCGAGGACACGCGCAUCUGCGUUGUCAUGGUCGGCCUUCCGGCUCGGGGCAAGAGUUACAUAGCCCAAAGAGCGCAACGCUAUCUCAAGUGGCUGUCAAUCCCGGCGAAGACCUUCAACGUGGGCAACUACCGCCGGAAAGAUGCGCCACAUCCAUCAGCCGACUUCUUCGACACCAACAACGCCGAAGGCGAGAGACAGCGCCGCGCAGCUGCCAACGCCGCCGUGACAGACAUGAUCCAGUGGUUCAAAACCGGCGGUGUUGUCGGAAUCCUUGACGCUACAAACAGCACCAAAGAACGGCGGAAAUGGGUACUCGAGCGACUCUCUAAAGAGGGGAUCGAGGUCCUCUUUGUCGAGUCCAAGUGCGACGACGAGGAACUGAUAAUGGCCAACAUCCGCGAUGUCAAAACCACUUCCCCGGAUUACCAGGGUCAGGACCCUGAGCAGGCUGCCCUUGACUUCCGCGAACGCAUCCGCCAUUACGAGAAGGUCUACAAGUCGAUCAACGACGAUAAUGAUGAAGACCACUUGACGUACCUCAAGAUAAUGAAUGUGGGCAAGAAGGUCUUCAUCAACCGCAUUCAGGACUACCUACAGAGCCGCGUCGUCUACUUCCUCAUGAACCUGCAUAUCCGGCCCCGCUCGGUUUGGCUGUCUCGCCAUGGCGAGUCUGAAUACAAUUUGGAAGGGCGGAUUGGCGGUGAUUCAUUGCUCUCUCACCGCGGCGAAGAGUACGCCCGCAAAUUGCCCGAAUUGGUUCGCCAGUCUGUUGGUAGCGACCGACCAUUAACGGUCUGGACGUCGACGCUGAAACGGACCAUCGCCACAGCCCGGCACUUGCCAAAACACUACAACCAACUGCAGUGGAAGGCGCUGGAUGAGCUAGACGCUGGUGUCUGCGACGGGUUGACGUACCAGGAGAUUGCAGACCAGUAUCCGGAGGACUUUCAGGCGCGCGACGAAGAUAAAUACAACUACCGAUAUCGCGGCGGCGAGAGCUACCGCGACGUCGUCAUUCGCCUCGAACCCAUCAUCAUGGAACUCGAGCGCAGCGAAAACAUCCUCAUCAUCUCGCACCAGGCCGUCAUCCGCUGCAUCUACGCCUACUUCAUGCAAAAGCCUCAAGAGGAAAGCCCGUGGGUGCCUGUACCGCUGCACACCCUAAUCAAGCUCACGCCCCGCGCCUACGACACCCUGGUGGAGAAGUACGAUGCGAAAAUCAAGGCCGUGAGCACCUGGCGCGGCAAGGGGAGCACCGCCAAACACGAAGAUCCAACCCCAGAAGGCGGCAUUUGACAUCUGCCUCACGGGGUGAACACGGGAGGCGUGCCAACGUGAUUUGCCGUAUUGUCUGUUCUCUUCUCUCAGCAUAUCUAGACACGAUGUUUCGUUUCCUAUUUUUGGCGACAGGCUGUGCCUUGCAUUUCUGGGAUAACAUCAUAUGAGAAGUCCGUGGUUGAAACUGGGCGGAAACCUCUGGGCCGGCGUUUUGCGGUUGGGUGUCAGCGUUGGCUUUUGCUCACGGACUGAGCUUUUGAGUCCGACAAGGAAAUGAUACGCUACUGGUACCAUCUGGGAGCGGUUACUUGGCUGGUUUAGACGGCAAAGGAAAACAAAAAACGGGCCAACUGGACGCAUGGAAUGGACCUAAAUCGACGGCUCGCACGGAAGCACGUAUGGACGCUGCGUGCUCUGCCACCGGGCAGUGGCAUUAUCUACAUGCCCAAUUGGGCCAACAUUUGGCAUUAUAAAGACUAAGCAUUGCCGCUUUUAUCUCUUGACCAAGUUUCCGAUGAUUCUGUCACAUACCAUCCACGUGUCGAGGAAACAGCCUUUGGUCAAUGGG